UCGCGUCCUGCCGAGGCCCCACACCGGGGAGCGACGCCUCGGGCCCGGCCCGGCCCCGUCAUGGAGACCUGGGUCCGCUUCAGCGCCCAGAGCCAGGCUAAGGAGCGGCUUUUCAGGGCCGCGCAAUACGCCUGUGCCUUGGCGGGGGAUACGCUGCGGAGGAACGGGGCGAGCGCCGGGGUCUUGGCCAGCGUUCGGCAGCUGGAGGCUCACCUCAGCCUGGGCCGCAAGCUGAUGCGCCUGGGUAGCUCAGCCGAAGCAUUGGAGGCGGCAAAACGAGCUAUUCACCUGUCGGACAUGGUGCUGCGGUUCUGCGUCACCCUCAGCCACCUGAACAGGGCCAUGUACUUCGCCUGCGACAAUGUUCUCUGGGCGGGGAAGACGGGGCUUGUCCCUAGCGUGGACCAGGAGAAGUGGGGCCAGAGGUCCUUCAGAUAUUACCUCUUUGCCCUCAUCGUGAACCUGAGCCGGGAUGCCUACGAGAUCCAGAUCCUGAUGGAGCGUGAGGCAAAUGGGAAGCGAGCAAAAGGCAACGAGAACGGGUGCCAGGUCCGGGCUGACAAUGGGCUCCAGCAGCUGGGGCUGAGGCUGCAGAUCCAGCUCCAGCUUCUGAUCCGCGUCCUUAGGAACAACCCUCCUCUGCUACUGGACGUGGUGAAAAAUGCCUGCGAUCUUUUUAUCCCCCUAGACAAGCUGGGGCUGUACAAAACCAACCCGGGCUUUGUGGGGCUGUGCGGCCUCACCUCCUCCAUCCUAUCCAUCCUCACCAUCCUUCAUCCCUGGCUCAAACUGAAGCCUUAGUUGUUCUCAGAGCCUGCCUCCAGGCUCAAAGCCAGCACAGGCAGAUAUGUGGGGACCCUGGGGGGUUACUUCUAGGGCUGGGACACGACUAAAGCUGACGGGCUCAAUCCCGUUGCCUGUGGCUGCGCGUUCACAUCACGCUUGGCUGCCGUAAUAAACGGGUUGUGGAGACGGGAGAAAGGUAGAGGGAGUUUGUGGCGUCAGAGCCCGCAGGGACCUGCUCCCGCUCCCUUGGCUCCCUGCGUCGCUGGUGGGGAGGGUGAUACUCAAUGGACCUAAAUUUGGUUCUUCUCCCCAUCGACUGUAGGGCCUGUCUGGCUGUUUUAGGGCUUUAAUCUUUCCCCUCCCUCUUUGGGGGGGUCUCUUAACAUGGAGCCAGCCAAGAGGGAAAUAUUUGGGGCCGGAGAAAGCUGCCUGGGUCACUGGGUGCUUCUCCCAGACUGGGGGGGCGGGGUUUAAACCGCAGGGUGGGGGCGAGUCUAGCGCCGGCUGGGUGCAUCCAGCGCCUGUUUUGACACUUUAUCAUCCUUUUAAGAAACUUUUUAAGUGCAGACAGAGAGGGUGAGUUGAAAGGACUUUGACUGCGGAUGAGCCGUACUCAGCUGGGCGUUCAGAGGUGAGCUUGGGGUAAGUCCGUGGGUUCUUGGCCAGUUCCGCUCUGCCGGCUGGUCAUGGGUUUGAGGUGAGAUGGGGCAGGGUAUUUCCCUGUAGGAGAAUAUUUGCUUGCCUGCACCUUCCCUGCAAUCCCAAUGGGGAAGAAGUGACUGCAGCGAGUCGCACCAAGCCUUGAGGUCACUCCCAGCCCUUCCUGCUUGGAUCUCUCUGUGUCUGAGAACAGAAAGGGGAUUCAGGCAGCCGGAGCUCUUCCCUACAGCUGUGAAGAAGUUGAAAUCUGUGUAUCUGCCUCCCUCCCUCUGCCCGGUGCUGCACAGGUUCAUCCUGCUGAGCAUUCGCUGCAGUUUGCUUCUCAGAUGUCCUUUUUGGUGGCUUUUCUGGGGAUAAAUCAGGGAGGAGAUGGCUUGAUGCUGUGAUUCUCUGUGUCAGUUGUUCCCACCUGCUUUUCUCUCUGAGCUGGCACUGCCAUCUCACUAAAACUGCCCACUUUCCUUGGUUUCUGUGACACUGGAUAAUGCUGUUUAUGCCAGGCAGUGGGUUUGACCUGUCUCUAAAGAGUGUUUUACUUAACCAUGGAUUGAAGGACACGCUUGGAGCUGAUUAUUUGUAUCCAGAGGUGGGCUGUUCCUCGGUCCGACCCUGGGAGGGCAAUACGGAGGGAGGGAGGGAGUGACACCGUGUGCUUUUAAAACCCACUGGGGUGGGUUUUUUUGAGCUUCAGCAGCUCCACGCACAA
Messenger RNA from Haliaeetus leucocephalus (bald eagle), 2152 nucleotides. It is a transcript of the gene PEX11B, whose product is annotated as peroxisomal biogenesis factor 11 beta. NCBI's taxonomy places the organism in Eukaryota, Metazoa, Chordata, Aves, Accipitriformes, Accipitridae. Gene Ontology annotation, biological process: regulation of peroxisome size; peroxisome fission. The record is from RefSeq and is a predicted model, not a curated record. The transcript is spliced from 4 exons. Gene Ontology annotation, cellular component: peroxisomal membrane. Bases 61 to 801 code for a protein of 246 amino acids.